CCCUAGUAAAAACUUCCAGUGAGCUGAAGUAACAACCAAAGCACAUGCCUGGGCGGGGAAUCAGUUGUCUAAGAGAAUGUUUUAACUCUCCUUAUGGAACCCAGUACUUCAAAGAAUACGCAGAGACGAUUCCUGGAGAGUCGAGACACAAACUCUCAGAAGCUGCCAAGGAGUGUAGCAUUUAUCUUGUUGGAGGCUCCCUUCCAGAAGAGGAUGGUGGAAAGCUGUAUAAUACGUGUACUGUCUUUGGGCCUGAUGGUGUGAUGCUGGCUAAGCCUAGGAAGCUUCAUUUGUUUGACAUAAAUGUUCCUGGGAAGAUCCAGUUCAGAGAGUCUGAGACUCUGAGUCCAGGGAGUGCUUCCUCUGUGUUUGAUACUCCAUACUGUACAGUGGGCCUGGGCAUCUGCUAUGAUAUCAGAUUUGCUGAGCUGGCUCAAGUCUGUGGACAGAAAGGUUGCCAGCUGUUGAUAUAUCCAGGGGCUUUUAAUCUAACAACAGGACCAGCUCGUUGGGAACUACUGCAAAGGGGACGAGCUGUUGAUAAUCAAGUCUAUGUAGCUACUGCAUCUCCUGCUAGAGAUGAAAAAGCAUCCGACGUUGCUUGGGGACACAGCACUGUAGUAAAUCCGUGGGGUGAAGUCAUAGCCAAAGCUGGCACCAAAGAAGCAGGUCUGUACGCAGAUAUGGAUCUGAAGAAGCUUGCAGAAAUCCGUCAACAAAUCCCUGUUUUGAGCCAGAAGCGUAAUGAUCUCUAUGGCAUAGAGAUGAAAAAAUGAAGCCGCGUGAAUGCAGAAGGCUCAGGUGGCAUCAUGGCUGCUGCCUUCAUCUUUAGGAUUCCUUUGCUUGGUAGCUCCAGAGGCUACUGCUAAAUGGAUAGUUAAUAAAAAAAUAAAUAACUAUCUUGUUGGUGUAA
Messenger RNA from Rhea pennata, 913 nucleotides. Its product is annotated as omega-amidase NIT2-like. The record is from RefSeq and is a predicted model, not a curated record. Gene Ontology annotation, molecular function: omega-amidase activity. Gene Ontology annotation, cellular component: mitochondrion. NCBI's taxonomy places the organism in Eukaryota, Metazoa, Chordata, Aves, Rheiformes, Rheidae. The transcript has 9 exons. Bases 45 to 776 code for a protein of 243 amino acids. Gene Ontology annotation, biological process: oxaloacetate metabolic process; L-glutamine metabolic process.